This is a messenger RNA of Dromiciops gliroides (monito del monte), 1654 nucleotides long. It is a transcript of the gene C2H2orf68, whose product is annotated as chromosome 2 C2orf68 homolog. Lineage: Eukaryota; Metazoa; Chordata; Mammalia; Microbiotheria; Microbiotheriidae. The transcript has 4 exons. The record is from RefSeq and is a predicted model, not a curated record. The coding region runs from base 84 to 632 and encodes 182 amino acids.
GCGGCGGCGGACGGCGGUUGCUGUGGCGGCGGGGGCGGCGUUGGCGGCGUUGGCUUUUUUUCCCGAGCUCCUGGAGCGCCCCAAUGGAAGCGGAGCCGGGUCCGGGCCGGCGCUGCUGCUGCAAACCGGGGGGCCGACUGGACAUGAGCCACGGCUUCGUGCACCACAUCCGGCGGAACCAGAUCGCCCGAGAUAAUUACGACAAGAAGAUGAAGCAGGCAGCCAAGGAGAAGGUUCGGAGGCGACUCACCCCGGCCCCUACGAGGCCCCGAAAGCCGGACCAGCAGGUGUACUUACCCCGACGACGGAGCGAGGCAAGGCUGAGCCGGCCUGGGGCCUCCACUGGGAGCCGGGAUACAAAUUUCCCUACAUGCAGCCUGGAGUAUGAGGAGUCCAGUGAGAGCAGCAGCAGUGGCGGCAGCUCAGAGCCUGAGCCCCCCAACCUUCAGCUCUUUUGCCUAGAAUAUGAAGCAGACAGUGGGGAAGUCACGUCUGUCAUCGUGUGUCAGGACGACGACCCAGGAAGGGUGAGUGAGAAAAUCUCUGCCCACACUCCCCUGGACCCGCCCAUGCGAGAGGCCCUCAAGAUUCGCAUCCAGGAAGAGAUGGCAAAGCGGCGGAGCCGUCCCUGAGUGCCCCCUGACGGACUUGGCUGUACCUUCCGAGUGGGAGGUUUACCCUGCCCCCUUACCCUGGGGACUGCGGGCCCGGGCUGGCCUCCCCACUCAGCUGCUGGGGCUUUUGGAGAAGCAUCCACUGCCCAGCUGGUCCUUGGCAUUUCCUUGGCAGUGACUCCUCUGCCAUCUCACCACAGACCACAGCUGCCUGGGAGUUGCUGAAAAGGGUUUCUCUGGCCUUGUGGAAUUCCCAAGGUGUGCUGCACCCUGAAGAGCCCCUCUCUUGUAGGGGUUGGUCCCCUAAGCCCUGUGCCAAUGUGCUCCAUUUUCAAGGGAGAUACGUGCCCUUCUCCUAGUCCUCCCAAUUCAUGCUUAUUGUGGUUGGGGGGGUUCUUGUGGGCCUGCUUCCCCUUACCAAACUCCAGGACUCCCUGGAGUGCUUUCUCAGCCCUGUUUCCCUUUAUUUCCAUGUUAUUGUCUCAGGUAGGACCCCAGAGCUUCCCCACACCCCAGGCCUUGCAGCAGCUCUCAGCCUACAGAGCUGUUGGUGUUCUCAUUUUGCCCACUCUUAGCAAUACCUACAAGAGACCUGAGGAGAGGACUUUGAUCAGCCCCCCCCCCCAAGAAUGUUAUGGAAUUGGUGGGAGCCCUCCCUGUUCCAAGGGUUCCUCCUAUACCGAGGAAGUCCUGCCAUGCCUGGCCCAUCGGGCCUGGGAUCUCAGUGGAGCCAGGAUGCUUCUGAAGGUGGUCAGGCUUGGGGAGAGCAUCUGCAAGUGAGAUCACAGAGACUCUCCCGACUAACUUGGCACUGUCCAAAUUAACAAAAGGAGGGGCCGAACAAGCAAUAAUUACCCAAGUGGAGCUCUACUGCUCUGUCUCCUUUCCUCUUCUUUAAGAAAAGAAGCCAAACCCUCUCCCAGGUCUGAUCCAGAGAUCCUUUGUCCUUCCCCUCACCAACUUUGCCAUCUUGAACCUCCCCCCUUUAAAUGUAUAAAGUGUGUUUGAGAUUCUUAGAAUAAAGGUACCAAAGGAACAGC